Molecule: messenger RNA, 1273 nt
Organism: Fukomys damarensis (Damara mole-rat)
Lineage: Eukaryota; Metazoa; Chordata; Mammalia; Rodentia; Bathyergidae
Gene: Sec22a
Product: SEC22 homolog A, vesicle trafficking protein
Exons: 7
Coding region: 89-1012 (307 amino acids)
Biological process (GO): endoplasmic reticulum to Golgi vesicle-mediated transport
Source: RefSeq, a predicted model, not a curated record
GAGGCCACUCCCGGCCCCACAAUGCACUGCGUGGCGCGUCACUCUGAGCGGCGGGUCCAGGCUCGACAGGUCUUCACUGUCAGUUGAAAUGUCUGUGAUUUUAUCUGCCUCAGUGGUUCGUGUCAGAGAUGGACUGCCACUUUCUGCUUCUACUGAUUAUGAGCAAAACACAGGAAUGCAGGAGUGCAGAAAGUAUUUUAAAAUGCUCUCAAGAAAACUUGCUCAACUUCCUGAUAGAUGUACACUGAAAACUGGACAUUAUAACAUUAAUUUUAUUAGCUCUUUGGGAGUGAGCUACAUGAUGUUGUGCAGUGAAAGUUAUCCAAAUGUUCUCGCCUUCUCUUUCCUGGAUGAGCUUCAGAAGGAGUUCAUUACUACUUAUAACAUGAUGAAGACAAAUACUGCUGUCAGACCAUACUGUUUCAUUGAAUUUGAUAACUUCAUUCAGAGGACCAAGCAACGGUAUAAUAAUCCCAGGUCUCUUUCAACAAAGAUAAAUCUGUCUGACAUGCAGAUGGAAAUCAAGCUGAGGCCCCCUUACCAAAUUCCUAUGUGUGAACUGGGGCCAGCCAAUGGAGUAACAUCUGCAUUUUCUGUUGAUUAUAAAGGUGCUGGUAAGAUUUCUUCUGCUCAUCAACGACUGGAACCAGCAACUCUAUCAGGGAUUGUGGCAUUUAUCCUUACUCUUUUAUGUGGAGCUCUGAAUUUAAUUCGAGGCUUUCAUGCCAUAGAAAGUCUCCUGCAGAGUGAUGGUGAAGAUUUUAAUUACAUCAUUGCAUUUUUCCUUGGAACAGCAGCCUGCCUCUACCAGUGUUAUUUACUUGUCUACUAUACCAGCUGGCGGAAUGUCAAAUCUUUUUUGACUUUUGGUUUAAUCUGUCUAUGCAAUAUGUAUCUCUAUGAACUGCGCAACCUCUGGCAGCUUUUCUUUCAUGUGACUGUGGGAGCAUUUGUCACACUGCAGAUCUGGCUGAGGCAAGCCCAGGGCAAGGCUCCUGAUUAUGAUGUCUGACACCCUCCUUCAGAUGUGUUGCUUUGGCUUCAGGGGAAAAUGGAGGGGACAUAUCUUAACUGCCACUGUGAUGAAGAAACCAGUCACCACAAAUGAGAAGCUCUGCAUUCUUUUUCUCCAAUUUUCCUUGUUUUUAAAUCAGCAUGGCAUGCCUGUGAGCGUGCGAGACCUGGUAGGGAGACUCCUCUCUGAAGAAUUUUGGUGUGAGCUUACCUAGAGAAGGAGGAGCCUUGUCUCUUCACGACCGUAAGAGUGGAAGAA